Molecule: messenger RNA, 615 nt
Organism: Brugia pahangi
Lineage: Eukaryota; Metazoa; Nematoda; Chromadorea; Rhabditida; Onchocercidae
Source: the annotation of a GenBank genome assembly
AUGUCACGAGUAAACAAGUGGUUCAAUUAUCCUGCACUGCAAGAUUUUGUAAUUAUUCCUCAUGAUUUUUAUUACUGUAAAGUAUUUAAGGAAUACAUUGAAGCAUUUGAAAGUCAUUUUACUACAGAUUUAAGUGUGUGGUGGUUUUCCAGAAAACAGUUUGCAGUCUUAGUUAUGAAGGCUCAUCAUGUCCUCCUUUUUUUAAGGAUUCUAAUGGUAUUCUUCUGUAUAUGGGUGUUAAUAUGUGGAGCAAUUAUGGCAUCACAUUAUUCAUACGGUAGCCGUGAAUCGUUGAUCAUUGCCAUAAUAUUGGAUGCGUUACUAAUGGUUUUUUGCAUUUUCUUGAUUGUCGAUGUCUUGAAAAGAUAUUAUCUGCAGUUUCCAGUGCUAGUAUACAUAACUCUUAUCGCCGUUAUUAUUGCUGGAAUUGUUUCAUGGAUGAUUACAGCAUCUGCAACAGUUGAUGUAAUGGGCACCGUAACUAUCGGCAAUGCAUGGCACACAGUUACAUGUCUUAUGAUGGAUUCUGUGACUCAGCGGUAUGUAACGGGCUCAGGUCAACUUUUUUAUACUCAAACAUCAUCACAAACACGUACUGGAAGCACAGUAGUAUAA